Temnothorax curvispinosus is the source of this 900-nucleotide messenger RNA. RefSeq names its product cytoskeleton-associated protein 5-like. Gene Ontology annotation, biological process: mitotic spindle organization; centrosome duplication; establishment or maintenance of microtubule cytoskeleton polarity. The transcript is spliced from 5 exons. NCBI's taxonomy places the organism in Eukaryota, Metazoa, Arthropoda, Insecta, Hymenoptera, Formicidae. Gene Ontology annotation, molecular function: microtubule plus-end binding; microtubule plus end polymerase activity. The record is from RefSeq and is a predicted model, not a curated record. Gene Ontology annotation, cellular component: spindle pole; microtubule plus-end; centrosome. The coding region runs from base 1 to 780 and encodes 259 amino acids.
AUGCUAGAAACUGAAGCAGCGUCGUUUAUACCUUAUCUCAUUACCAAGAUAGGUGACCCGAAGGAUGCUGUGCGUAAUGGCUUACGAGCUUUAUUCAAGCAAAUGGCUUUGGUAUAUCCCGUGAGCAAAUUAUUCUCGUACGUAAUGGAGGGUUUGAAGUCGAAGAAUGCUCGACAACGAACAGCAAACGUGUCGGCGCUUGCAAAAUGCCUGGAUCAAUUAGGAUCGCUAAUUGAAAAUUACCGAGUUUCUGUUUGCCAACCCAACCCGUCCGUGGCGUUGAAGGAAGUUGCGAAGCAGAUCGCAGAUCGCGACAAUUCCGUUUGUAAUGCCGCGCUAAACUACAUCGUUCAGGCCUACUUCCUUCAAGGGGAACGUGUAUUCAAGCUUAUCGGACAGAUAUCGGAGAAAGAUAGAUCCCUGUUAGACAAACGAAUCAAGAGAGCAGCGAAGAAUCGGCCCACAAAAUCCGCAUCCGCUACCAGACUCUCCACGCCUGUGGUCGUAACUUCUAGCCCGCCGACGGACGACAUGGAGGCGGAUUACGAAGAGGAACAAGAAGAGAUUGCCGAGCCAAUAGAGACAGUACCAGAGCUGACAUGUGCUACGAGCACUACUGACAAUAAUGAGGACGAUCAAGUGUCUUCUGUGAUUAAAACCGAAUCUCCUUCAAAAUUGGACCAGGAAAUUGUCAGCGAAACCAAUACGCAAAAUCAUCUUUCCGAUCGAGAUGGUUUAAAAACGUUUGUUGCUUUUAAUCAUUUUAAUCAUUUUAUAUGACUGUCUUUUCGGCGCGCUCUAACAACUUGGUGCUGGGAAGUGUCACGGAAUUUUAUCGUGCAUUGUGCUAACAAUAAUCCGUCUAUUGUCGAAUACUGUCACUUAUAUAUCUGUUCAUUU